AUGAGAUGGUUGGAUGGCAUCACUGACUCAAUGGAUGCAAAAGACGACUUCCUGCGACACUACACAGUCUCCGACCCCCGGACCCACCCCAAGGGCUACACUGAAUAUAAAGUGACGGCGCAGUUCAUCUCAAAGAGGGACCCAGAGGAUGUCAAAGAGGUGGUGGUCUGGAAGCGGUACAGUGACUUUCGAAAGUUGCAUGGAGACCUGGCCUACACCCACCGCAACCUCUUCCGCCGCCUCGAGGAGUUCCCAGCCUUCCCCCGCGCCCAGGUGUUUGGCCGGUUUGAAGCCUCGGUGAUUGAGGAGCGGCGAAAGGGGGCCGAGGACUUGCUUCGCUUCACUGUACACAUUCCCGCGCUCAACAACAGCCCCCAGCUCAAGGAGUUCUUCCGGGGUGGGGAGGUGACACGGCCCUCUGAGGUGUCCAGAGACCUGCACAUCCUUCCCCCGCCUCUGAUUCCCACACCACCGCCUGAGGAGCCCCGGGCCCAGCCACAUGAGACUUGGUUGCCCCAGCCACUUCCUGCAGAGAGAAGGGGCCUUGAGGAGUUGGAGGUGCCAGACCCGCCACCAUCCAGCCCUGCUCAGGAGGCCUUGGAUCUCCUCUUUAACUGUGGGAGCAUCGAGGAGGCAUCCAGUUCCCCUGCCCGAGGCCCCCUCACCGAGGCUGAGCUUGCCCUAUUUGACCCCUUCUCCAAGGAAGAAGGUGCAGGACCCAGUCCUACCCACAUAGGGGAGCUGGCAGCAUUGGAGGCAGAAUCUGGAAGACUGGACCAGGAAUCCUGGGAGCCAGGUGGACAAGCAGAGGAAGACGACGAAGGAGACCCCACCCCUGCCUAUCUGAGCCAAGCCACAAAACUCAUCACCCAGGCCCUACGGGACGAGAAGGCAGGUGCCUACCCUGCCGCUUUGCAGGGCUACCGGGAUGGCGUGCACAUGCUGCUCCAGGGAGUUCCUGGUGACCCAUCACCUGCCCGCCGAGAGGGUGUGAAGAAGAAGGCGGCCGAGUACCUGAAGCGGGCAGAGGAAAUCCUGCACCUGCAUCUGCCCUAA
This is a messenger RNA of Rangifer tarandus platyrhynchus (Svalbard reindeer), 1056 nucleotides long. Lineage: Eukaryota; Metazoa; Chordata; Mammalia; Artiodactyla; Cervidae. The record is from the annotation of a GenBank genome assembly.